Messenger RNA from Diorhabda sublineata, 1711 nucleotides. RefSeq lists its product as uncharacterized. Lineage: Eukaryota; Metazoa; Arthropoda; Insecta; Coleoptera; Chrysomelidae. The coding region runs from base 27 to 998 and encodes 323 amino acids. The record is from RefSeq and is a predicted model, not a curated record. The transcript is spliced from 2 exons.
AUUCCCUUGUAUAAGCUAUACUGAAAAUGGCUGAAGAUAAAGCGAAAGAAGAUUUUGGUCACAUUUUGACUAAAUUAAACCGAAGGUUCGAAGUUCAACUUGUGAAAUGGGAGGCAGAUUCGAAAAUUUUCGAUAUCAAAAUAAGAACACAAAUACCAAAAGACAACGAAGACUUCAACACGUUAUGCGAUGAAUGGGUAGAUUUAUUUUCACAAAUUACGGAUACCGUUUGGGCCAAAAAGACUUCAAAUACUGGACCAAAAAUCAGAUUUAGAAAAUUAUAUCAAUGUUGGACCGGAGAAGGGAAAAUUAUAAAAAAGGAGUUAUUAUUUGAUCGUACUAGGUGCAAAGGAAGUUUAGAUUUAAAAGUUUUGUCAGACAAUCCUCUCUCGAAAAGAAAAAGUAAACACGUCAGAAAUGGAAUGAAUCUAGUAAUUAAAGCAACUUUUCAACAUCUACACUCCGUGGAUACAUCAGCUACAAAUGCGUUUUUUGUACAUCAGUGCUGCCCUCAACAAAAUAUUCCUCCACCUCCUAUUCAGCCCAAUAUUAGACUUCCUCAACUAGUAGCGAAUAUGUUGAAUAACGGACCCGAAGUAUCUAGAAAAGCAGCUGAAAAAGCUGAAAAAAUAAUGGCAAAACUCAAUGAAACAAAUUCCUCAAAUACCGAAACUCCAAGCCAACUCAUAGUAAACUACGAGGGAAAUAUUCAACAACAAAAAACCCAGCAGCCUAUUUGUAUUGAGGUAGUAGGUAAUACUACCACCUUUGACCAGGCAGAACCCGUAAAAUUAGAAUCUCAGUUAAAUGAUCAGCAUUACACCCAGUAUGUUGUUAAUGCCCCACAAUUUGACGUAACCGAUCAAGUUCUGAUGUAUCAGCCUUUUUUACUAGAUGUACCACAAUUUAUUUCAAUAACCUCCCCAAAUUUAGCAUCGCAAUAUUUGCAUCUACCUCCAAAAGUUGAUAUUAAGAAUCACAGUGGAUCUGCUUUGUAAACAGUGACUGGAUAUGUUGUGCAAUUUAUUUUUUAUAUUUAUAUGUGGAAAAUGGAAAGAUGAAGAGGAAAAUGGAGAACAGAAAAUAAAUAAUGAUAUUAGUUAUAAACUAGUCCAUGAGAUAAAAUUUUUCAAAAAGUGAAUACUGAAACAAAAUCCAAAGUGAUAGCAUGAUUAUUAACACAUUGAUUACCAAGGAAAUUUUCACAAUUUAAUUUAAUCAUAUCAAAUCAUUGAAAAUAUUAAUUUAAACACAGAGUUGUUACUGAAAGGUAUAGAAAAUGAAGGUUUUUUUUUGGAGUUGUUGGACCUUUUCUUCUUCAUUCGUUCCCGAGACUCGCCAAGAUUGGUUGUUUGCAACUCAUCCAUGUAAUGACAGUUCUACCACAAGCAGUAACAAAUCCAGCUCUUGAGCGUCGUGUCUCAGGGUCGUUUGCAGAAUCUGAAUCAGUGAAGUACUUUAACACCAGGGCUACACCUCCACAAUACAAAAGACCAUAAUGUGAAGUAUUUAAAGAUCCAUUUUAUGGCUUCCCAGUCAGAUACUUUUGGACAAUCCAACACCUCUGAAACUAUACUGACAAUAUAUGAUAAGUCUGGAUGAGUAGUCAUAGUUAGGGCUGGGCAACCUACAGAAGAUAUUUGGAAGUAAGAUUCUGAUAUUGAAUUAUGUUGAAAUAAUUAUUCAGAAAAUAAAUUUUUCAAUCGUUAAA